UCCACGUACUGAUAAGUGGCGUGCAUGUCAGUUUCCAUGGUGACCAGUCAUCCGCGCUUUGAUCGAACGAGCCGAGCGCCAGUAGGCGGGAUUAAUCCAGUCAAUCCAAGAUGGCGGCUGCCUUCAAUGAAAGAAUGGGGCUGCUGUUUGGGAUUUGCAUCUCUUUGCUUUUAGGCACCGCUUGGGCUGUGGAUCGGGGAAACUUCAAAACCUGCGAUCAGAGUGCAUUCUGCAAGCGUCAGAGGGCAGUGAAGCCUGGGCAGUCUCCAUACCGAGCUUUACUGGACACUCUGGAGCUCAGUGACUCCAGACUCACUCUACAACUCAUCAAUGACAACAACAAGGUGCACUUGCUGUUGGAGCUCUAUAGGCUCCAGGGGAACAUCACUCGGGUAAAAAUAAAUGAGCUGAAACCCCUGAAGCCUCGAUUUGAGGUGCCAGAUGUGCUGGUAGGGGAGCCACCCACUGAGCCUCUCUCAGUGCUGUCUAAGGAUGAUAAUGGUGUGGUUUUGUCUCUGGGAGCGGAGAGCCAGAGGUUGAUAGUUAGUGCUCGCCCCUUCAGGCUGGAUAUCAUGGAGGGGCCUGAAGUGCUGCUGUCACUGAACUCUCGUGGCCUGCUCGUUUUUGAGCACCUAAGGCUGCGGAAAGACACUCAGACAGACCCAGACAAUGCAGAAGUGAAAGAUAAUGUUGAUGGAGCUGAGGAGCAGGACAAUGAAGAAAAGGCAGAAGAUGGAGGGAAAGAUAAAGAAGAAAAAGAUGAUGGCUUGUGGGAGGAGACGUUCAAGUCGCACACAGACAGUAAACCCAAUGGGCCAGCGUCGAUUAGUUUAGACUUCUCUUUGCCUGGAGUAGAACAUGUAUACGGCAUACCAGAGCAUGCAGACAACCUUAAACUCAAAACCACAGAUGGGGGAGACCCGUACAGGCUGUACAAUCUGGAUGUGUUCCAGUAUGAGCUCUAUAACCCCAUGGCCUUAUACGGAUCCGUGCCAGUGAUGCUGGCCCAUAAUGCUCAGAGGACCAUGGGGAUCUUUUGGUUAAAUGCUGCUGAGACCUGGGUGGACAUCAGCUCCAAUACCGCCGGCAAAACUGUGUUUGGGAAGAUGCUAGACUUUGUUCAGGGCUCCAGUGAGACUCCUCAGACUGACGUGCGCUGGAUCUCUGAGAGUGGCAUCAUUGACGUCUUUAUCAUGCUUGGACCCACACCAUCUGAUGUCUUCACACAAUAUGCCUCACUUACAGGCACCCAGGCCUUCCCUCCUCUGGCUGCGCUGGCCUACCACCAGUGUCGCUGGAACUACAAUGAUCAGGAUGAUGUGAAGGCAGUUGAUCAGGGCUUUGACGAACAUGACAUUCCAUAUGACUUCAUCUGGCUGGACAUCGAGCACACAGAUGGCAAGCGCUACUUCACCUGGGACCCUCACAAGUUCCCGCAGCCCAAAGAGAUGCUGCAGAACAUCAUGGACAAGAAACGCAAGAUGGUGGCCAUCGUAGACCCUCAUAUUAAAGUGGACAGCGACUACAAGAUCCAUAAUGAGUUAAUUGCUAAAAACUUCUACGUCAAAAACAAAGAUGGCAGAGACUACGAGGGCUGGUGCUGGCCAGGUAACUCUGGUUAUCCAGACUUCACUAAACCAGAGAUGAGAGCCUGGUGGUCCAGUAUGUUUGCAUUUGAUCAGUAUGAGGGUGCGAUGGAGAACCUCUACACGUGGAAUGAUAUGAACGAGCCGUCUGUGUUCAAUGGCCCAGAGGUCACCAUGUAUAAAGACGCAGUACAUGGCAACUGGGAACACCGAGAUCUCCACAACCUCUACGGCUCCUAUGUGCAAAUGGCCACCAUGGACGGUCUGAUCCAGAGAUCUGGAGGAACAGAGAGGCCUUUUGUUCUUACUAGAGCCUUCUUCGCUGGCUCACAGAGAUAUGGGGCUGUGUGGACUGGAGAUAAUGCAGCCGAGUGGGACCACCUGAAGAUCUCAAUCCCCAUGUGCCUGAGUCUUGGGCUGGUGGGCAUCUCAUUCUGUGGAGCUGAUGUUGGUGGCUUUUUUAAGACCCCCAGUACUGAGCUGCUGGUGCGUUGGUACCAGACCGGAGCCUACCAGCCGUUCUUCCGUGCACAUGCCCACCUGGACACUCCUCGUCGCGAGCCUUGGCUCUUUGGACCCGAGAACGCUGCUCUCAUCCGAGAUGCUGUUCGUCAGCGCUAUGCUCUCCUGCCUUACUGGUACCAGCAGUUCUACCAUGCAUACAGGACCGGCCAGCCUGUCAUGAGGCCUCUGUGGGUUGAGUAUCCAAAAGACGCAGCUACUUUCACUAUUGAUGACGAGUUUCUGAUUGGUCGAGAUUUGUUGGUCCACCCUGUCACUGAGGAGGGGGCACGAGGAGUCACAGCCUACCUGCCUGGAUCUGGGGAGGUUUGGUAUGAUGUCAACACAUUCCAGAAACACAGCAGUGCUCAGAAUCUCUACAUUCCAGUCACCAUGAGCUCUAUCCCAGUGUUCCAGCGUGGCGGCUCCAUCAUUCCUAAGAAGGUCAGAGUUCGUCGGUCAUCUGUGUGCAUGGAGAACGACCCCUACACCUUGUAUGUGGCCCUCAGUCCACAGAGAGUUGCUGAAGGUGAGCUCUACAUAGACGAUGGCCACACCUUUGGUUUCCAAACAAAGAAAGAAUUUGUCCACCGCAGGCUUACCUACUCCAACAAUGCCCUGAAAUCCAAAAACUUGUGUCUGGAUUGCAAGUUCAGAACCAAAUCUUGGAUUGAAAAGAUUUUCAUAUUGGGAGCCAGUAAGCCCAACAAGGUUACUCUUCAAAUGAAUGGCCAAAACACCGUUGUGGAGUUUGAGUUUGAUACCUCCAUGUCUGUGUUAACCCUGCGCAAGCCGGGCAUGAACGCUGCAGCAGACUGGACCAUCCUGCUGCAGUAAUACACUGGAGGAGCACGGGAGCCUGGGUGCAGGAUCCAAUCCAUGUGACCAAGACGGGGUGGUUCACUGAAACUGACCAACAGAUACAAGACUACUCAGAAAAAUACAAUCAUGUUUGUUAUUAACUCCUACACUGUGUUCACACACACACAUACACAUCUACACACAUACACAAUCAGGGAAAGGGGUGAAUUGUGAUUUAGUAGGAGGGUAUUUCAGAUUAGUUUUGGGGGCGGAGUGGGACGGUAGAUAGUUCUGGUUUUAAAUAUUGUAAGCCCAAUGUCCGAAAAUCAAGUAACAUAAACUGUUUUCCUGUAGUAGAUGAUAUAGUCAGCCUGUUCUCAUAUGCCUGUAAUUAAAAGGAGUGGAGAGCAUGUUGGAUGUACUUGACUUAUUCCAAUUAUUUCAGUUCGGUUUAAGAUAGAAGACUUGUUUUGCUAAUUUUCAUUGAUUUUAUAUAGUAGAUUAAUGGCUGAAAGGUGGGCAGCACUUGAUAAACUUGGAAUUAUGUUUCAGGGAAUUAAACCACUGACUUAGUGGAAGUGUUUCCAGUUUCAUUUUACCUUUUGUUGUUGAAUUUUUUUCUAAGGUUUUUUUUUUCUUGUAGUACUUUGUUUUCCAGAGCACUUGAAUACUUCUGAGGGUGAUUAGAUAUGUUUAAUGAAACAAACAUUAAUGCAAAGUUUACAAUUUAUGCAACAAAGGUUGCCAUAUAAUGAUAGUAAUGUGACCAUUAUUGAGGACAUGCUGAUAAUAUCUUUAGUUGCAUCAUGUGCAAUCAAGUGAUUUAUUUUUUUUCUAUUUCUUGGAAAUUCCUGCCAUGUCUGCUGAGAGAAGUACAUUAAGAUAUGCCUCGGUUGCUUUUGUGAGGACAACAAAGCUAUCUUUCCCUUCACAAACAUAUAGUGUAAUAAAAGCUUAUGAGAGACCUCCAAAAAUGUGGUAUUUUUGUCAUGGUAACUCUUACAGGCUGUGAUUUAAUGACAUCUUGAUGAUGACUUGUUCAGGCAAGACAGUAAUAAUAAUUAAAAAAUAAAUAAAUAAUGUU
Messenger RNA from Hemibagrus wyckioides, 3972 nucleotides. RefSeq names its product glucosidase II alpha subunit b (gene ganabb). Bases 111 to 2924 code for a protein of 937 amino acids. Gene Ontology annotation, molecular function: carbohydrate binding; glucan 1,3-alpha-glucosidase activity. Gene Ontology annotation, cellular component: glucosidase II complex. The transcript has 24 exons. The record is from RefSeq and is a predicted model, not a curated record. Lineage: Eukaryota; Metazoa; Chordata; Actinopteri; Siluriformes; Bagridae. Gene Ontology annotation, biological process: N-glycan processing; carbohydrate metabolic process.